Messenger RNA from Fopius arisanus, 1023 nucleotides. It is a transcript of the gene mRpL10, whose product is annotated as mitochondrial ribosomal protein L10. Bases 233 to 970 code for a protein of 245 amino acids. Gene Ontology annotation, biological process: translation. Gene Ontology annotation, molecular function: structural constituent of ribosome. The transcript is spliced from 3 exons. Gene Ontology annotation, cellular component: mitochondrial large ribosomal subunit. NCBI's taxonomy places the organism in Eukaryota, Metazoa, Arthropoda, Insecta, Hymenoptera, Braconidae. The record is from RefSeq and is a predicted model, not a curated record.
UCGACGACCCCUCCCCCGAGGAACGAUCCUCGAACAGAAACACUCGUAAUGGCGUGUGCGUCUAUCUCGUGUAUUUGCUUAACUCCGAUAAAACAUAAAAAAAAAUCCCUGUAAUCACCUGAAAACUGGGCGUAUUCGUACGUAGAACCCACCGAGUUGCAUUCCCCUCGUGAUUCCACUAUUCCAACCGGGAGUUGCAAAAAAAAUCUCCUUGGAAAAACAUCAGGAAUCCAUGGAAAACGUAUUUCGCUGCGUCCAGCGGUCUCUGGUUAUCGAACAACGACGAUACAAGAGUAAAAUCAACAUUCAGAAGCCCAGAAAGCCUUUUUACACGAGAGGUGUUUUCAAUGAGUUCGUCACACCGUUUUGGCCUGCACCACGCGAGCGAGCCCCACUCUGGGAAUUGUGUGGAAAUGUCAAGAAGGCACAGAAAAAAAUUGCGGAGCCCCAUCCCUACGAGAUGAUUCUGGCGAAGGAGUGCUUGAACUGGUACAACAACUCUAGAAUGAUUGCAUUUCUUCACAAGAAUUCCAUAAAGGCUGAGGAUGAGUUGGACCUCCGAAUUGCCUUGAAACGGGAGAACAUGUGUCUGAAGUAUUGGGAGGAAAAGAUAUCCACAUUUGCUCUCACGGGAACGCCAUAUGAAGCUGUUCUCCCAUUAUUCUGUUCCCGUGGUGUUAUCAUCUUCGGUCCCGAACCAAAUGUUGAAAAAUUGAGGAAAUGCAUCAAGCAAUGGCCCCAAUAUAUACUAAUGGCUGGUAUCCUAGAUGGUAGAUUGCUGAACGUUAACGAUUUUCUGAAGUACGGCAGUAUGGAUAUAACGUCAGCCAGAACGCAAUUGGUACAAACGCUGCAGUCAGCAGCUGGUGCUAAUCUGUGCAGACAACUGACACAUCAUCAAGAGACACUUGUCACACGUCUGGGACAGAUUGGUAAAGGGGAGACAAAGGAUCCUUUGCCAGAAACUUGAAUUUAAUUUAUCGUACUCUAGGAAUAAGAAAUUAAUAAACCAAUGUGACAAAA